GAAAGAUUCAAUUGUGCCAAAUUCGGAUGACCAUAGAGGACUCCAUAAGGUUUUGAAAGCAAUAUAUAGAUCCAAGAAGUAUAUGGACCACGCUCAGAGUUUCCUACUUAAUGCAGAUAGUCAAAUGCUUCUAACAGAUGAAACUUCCAUUCUGAAUCGAUGA
Loa loa (African eye worm) is the source of this 163-nucleotide messenger RNA. RefSeq lists its product as hypothetical. Lineage: Eukaryota; Metazoa; Nematoda; Chromadorea; Rhabditida; Onchocercidae. The annotation marks the transcript as partial. The transcript has a single exon. The record is from RefSeq and is a predicted model, not a curated record.